UCCAACAUGCCACCUGCUGGCAAGAAGAUGUAACACAGAGACGUUACAAAACACUGGACUUUCACUUACAUAAAGCGCUUCUCACGUGUAGUGUGUGUGCAUGAAAAAUAACAAUUCAAGGAGGAAAAAGCAGCGCUACCGUAUUACACUGAAAUGGCACGGGCAAAGAAGGGUCCUUCAGAAGCAUCUGAAUCGAAGCAGAAGUCGAGGAGGCAGAAUGGAGAAACGUCUGGGGCUGCAGGACAAACCAUCUCCAUGAAGCUUCGGCAGAAGAAGGACGGGAAGAACACAUUGAAAACAGGGCCUGUUUUCCCAACCACCAUAAUCAAAUCUUCAGUUGGGAAGAGAAGUGGACCAGGAAGCAUCCUGCACUACAUUUACCAGAGUACACUGGGGCAGAGCCUUCAUUCUCAGAUGAGACAGUGUCUCCUGGAGCCGUUUGUACGUUCCCUGUCCUCCUAUAAGCUCCACCGUACAGCCAGUCCGUUUGACCGGCGGGUCACCUGUCUGGAGUGGCACCCCUCGCACCCCUCCACGCUGGCGGUCGGCUCCAAGGGAGGAGACGUUGUCCUCUGGGACUACAACGUGCUCAACAAGACCAGCUUCAUACAAGGGAAAGGAGCCGGGGAUUUUAUUGGUGGGAUGACGUUUAGCCUGACGGACCCGUCCAAGGUCUACCUGGCGUCUGGCGACGGUACGCUGACUGAGCAGAACUUUCAGGGCGGUCCAGGAACGGUUCUGUCCAGAGUCCAGGACUGUGGACACGAUCACCACAAUGUCUGUCUGUGGUACUGCUGUGUAGAUGUGUCGUUGAGCAGACAGAUGUUGGUGACCGGAGACAACAUUGGACGAGUCUUAUUGCUGGGCAUGGAUGGACACCAGGUCUUCAACGGGAAGCUGCACAAAGCCAAAGUGACCCAUGCUGAAUUCAACCCUCGCUGCGAUUGGUUAAUGGCGACAGCGUCCGUUGACCACACGGUGAAGCUAUGGGACCUGAGGAACAUCAAGGACAAGAACACUUACCUCCACGAGAUGGUUCAUGACAAAGCUGUUAACUCAGCCUACUUUAAUCCAGUGGACUGCUCCAAGCUCCUGACCACGGACCAGUAUGACCAGAUCAGGGUGUACUCCUCUUCUGAUUGGUCAACUCCUCAGCAGAUUAUCCAGCACCCACACAGACAGUUUCAGCACCUCACACCAAUCAAGGCCACGUGGCACCCUCUGUACGACCUGAUGGUGGUUGGACGGUACCCUGACGAGAGGGUGUGUCCAGGUGCCCUGAGGACCAUCGAUAUCUAUGAUGCCAACACAGGAGAGCUGGCAUGCCAACUACUGGACCCCAACGCCCCUGGCAUCAUAUCUGUCAACAAGUUCAAUCCAAUGGGAGAUGUUUUAGGAUCUGGGAUGGGAGUGAACAUCCUAGUGUGGAACAGAGUGGAGACAUUGGCUGGUAAGCAGCAGAGAGGAGAGCUACAACAGGAAGCAGGAGUCCAGGUUGGCAGAGGUCGAGGCCAGCGGAGGAGAAGAGGGGAGACUCGGAGGGGGGGAGGGACGGGGGGACGGGGGCGAGAGGAUGAGGACGACAUUGGGAAGCUGAAGAAGAAGCUAUCUUUGUCCUCGGGGACCAGAACCAGAACAUCCAGGGACACAGAAGGGUCCAAAUAAAUAAUCAGGGAGAAAGAGAGAGGUUUAUUGUGUGUUUCCUUUAUUUUGGUAGUUACCCGACAAUGUCAUA
Messenger RNA from Oncorhynchus mykiss (rainbow trout), 1735 nucleotides. The record is from RefSeq and is a predicted model, not a curated record. Lineage: Eukaryota; Metazoa; Chordata; Actinopteri; Salmoniformes; Salmonidae.